Molecule: messenger RNA, 3995 nt
Organism: Belonocnema kinseyi
Lineage: Eukaryota; Metazoa; Arthropoda; Insecta; Hymenoptera; Cynipidae
Exons: 5
Coding region: 110-3631 (1173 amino acids)
Molecular function (GO): metal ion binding
Source: RefSeq, a predicted model, not a curated record
UAUCUCUCCAUAAUGCGAUUAUAAGACAUUGUUGGAUUUCCCUUUCGAAAAGUUAACGAUAAUGGCCAUGCAUGAUUAAAGAAAUGUUUUGAAUUUUGUGAACAGAAAUAUGAAUGAAAACUCUAAAAAACUAAGUGAAUGUUUAUCUACGGUUGCAAAAGCAUUAAGCUGCUAUGAAUGGAUAAAAUAUUAUAGCAAAAAUAUCUGUACUGAGCCAUGGGUAAUUCGUUGUGGACACAGCUUCUGCAAAAAAUGCAUCCAAGACUUAAGAAAUUCGAAUCGAAAUUGUCCAAGAUGCGAUCUGCAACCGAUUACACGCCGAGGUGUUGUAAAGAAUGAGGAAUUGGAAAAAGUGAUCAAUCAGUUUUAUAAACUUCAGGAUGCUUUUAAAACUGACACGCAAUUCAAAUUUACCCAAGACAGGUUUGUACCUUCGCCCAUGAUCAACGACUCAAAAAAUUCGGAAGAAAAUACACUCAAAACUCCAAUAAAUAAUGUGAGACCAUCAUCGGGACAAGACUCUAAAAUAGCAUUGGCGAGGAAAAACAGUAUUCCUGAAACUGAGUAUUUUAGAAGAUUCAAGAGUUCGACUUUUAAGAAGAAUCGAGUUGAUAGUAAUAAAUCUCUCACUAUGAACAAUAAAAGAAGUUCUGAUAAAAUUGAAGAUCUUCCAGAUGAAGAAGUCGAUGGGCCUUUAUCUUCUGUAGAAGUCUCUAGAACAACACCAGAAAGAAAAAGCAGUAUUCCUGAUACAGAAUAUUUUCGUAGCUUCAAGAAUUUGUCUUUAAAAAAGAAUCGAAUUGAUAGUGAUCAAUCUCCAAUUAGGGAUGAAACCUAUUCUGAUGAAGUAGAAAGUCUUCGGGAUGAAGCAGAAAGUCUUGCAGAUCAAAAUGAAGAGGAGCAAAGCUUGAAAGAUGAAGGCAGUCAAACACUGUCAAGCCACGAUUCUGAUCUAGUUGAAUUCGAUGAAAAUCCUGAGGAGCAAAGUGAAGAGGAGCAAAGCUUGAUAGAUGAAGAAAGUCAAACACUGUCAAGCCAAGAAUCUGAUCAAGUUGAAUCUGAUGAAAAUCAAAGUCUUUUAAGUCACGAGUCUGAUCUAUUUGAAUCUGACGUCAGCUUUGAAGAACAAACUGAAGAGGAGCAAAACUUGAUAUCUGAAGAAAAUCAAAGACUUUUAAGUCAAGAAUCUGAUCUAUUUGAAUCUGACGACAGCCAUGAAGAACAAACUGAAGAGGAGCAAAGCUUGAUAUCUGAAGAAAAUCAAAGACUUUUAAGUCAAGAAUCUGAUCUAUUUGAAUCUGACGAUGGCCUUGAAGAACAAACUGAAGAGGAGCAAAGUUUGAUAUAUGAAGAAAAUAUAAGAUUUUCAAGUCACGAAUCUGAUCUACUUGAAUUUGAUGAAAGCCUUGAAGCACAAACUGAAGCGGAUCAAAGUUUGACAUAUGAAGAAAAUAUCAGAUUUUCAAGUCCCGAACCUGAUCUACUUGAAUUUGAUGAAAGCCUUGAAGAACAAACUGAAGUGGAGCAAAGUUUGGUAUAUGAAGAAAAUAUCAGAUUUUCAGGUCACGAAUCUGAUCUACUUGAAUUUGACGAAAGCCUUGGAGAAGAAAAUGAAAAGGAGCAAGCCUUGCUAUAUGAAGGAAAUCUAAGACUUUCAAGUCAUAAAUCUGCUCUACUUGAAUCUGAUGAAAGUCUUGAAGAACAAAAGGAAGAGGAGCAAACCUUGACAGAUACAGAAAGUAUAUCAUUUUCAAGUUACGAAUCUGGUGAAAGUCUUGAAGAACAAAAUGAAGAGGAGCAAAGUUUAAUAUCUGAAGAAAGUCAAACACUGUCCAGACACGAAUCUGAUCUACUUGAAUCUGAUGAAAGCCUUGAGGAGCAAAGUAAAGAGGAGCAAAGCUUGCUAUAUGAAGAAAAUCUAAGACUUUCAAGUAACAAACCUGAGGUAUUUGAAUCUGAUAAAGAUCAAGAAGUAGAGGAAGAUGAGGAGUACCCUGAUUCUCCAAUAAAAAGUGUGAUAUCUACAAGUUCAAUUUCUGAUGAAAUAGAAACCUAUGAUUUACAAGAAAUUUCAAUUGAAAUGGACAUUUCUUCGGAUAAUGGACUUCACACAGAAGAAAUGGUAUUUCCUUUGGUGUUUCCAUUUCCUGACAUGGACCAAACUGUUUGUCAAUCCAGUACCGAAACUGAGCCUCUCGAACAAUCCAUGUUUUAUCUGAAAUCUUGUUCUGCAGUUGCUGGAAAAGAUUUGUCUAAUACGAUUCACUCCAUUGAUAUGAAUUCACCAUCUGCAUGUGAAUCUCCUAAAAAUAUCUACUCUACCAAUUUUAAUCACACCAGUGAUUUAGAAUCUCUCCCUAUAUUUGAUUAUCCUCAAAGUAUCCACACUAAAAAUUUGAUUCACACCCUUGAUAUGGUUUCUUCUCCUGCGUUUGAUUCUCAAAAUGUCCACAGAAAAUUUCUCAGGAAAGAAAAGAAACUUGAUGAUAUUUUUAAUUCUUCUGGGAGAAGGAAACACAUUCCAUUUGCAAAGGCAGCCAGAACAAAUGACAUCAGGAAAAAGGUGCUUUUCCACUACUGUGGAAAACUGAGUUAUCAUUAUAAGUCAUUGGUGGAUAAAGAUAUUUUGACAGUAUUGUCGCCAGGUGAGAUAAAAAAUAAUCUCCCCAAGAAAAGUCCGAUGAAUCGAAAGUUAUUGGAUUUUGGUUUCAAAAUAUUUCAAGGGAAUUUGAACCCAGAUACUUUAAAGUUAAAUGGGAGUUCACAUUUGGGAAAAAGAAAACGAUCUGUUUCAAAAGCAAAAAAUGUAAUCGACAAUUUUGAAGGGGAUACAACCGAAGAUCUUAGUGAUUAUCUAAACAAAUUAGAUAAUGAUGUGGACAAGCAAAGACCGUUUAGUGCUUCUAGAAACGUAUCCAUUACCUCAGAAUCAGAAUUGUCGACUGAAAGCUUUAGUGUGAGACAGAUGAGAGUGGAAAAUAAAAAAACAGAAGAAAAAUUUAAAAUGCUAGGAUUCCCAUCAGUUUCUGGUACUGAUUCUUUACACGUCGAGCCUCAGUUCCUGAAUUUGGAUUUAAAGCAGGAAAAUAGAGUGGGUAAAAUAAAUCAUUUUAAGUCUCAGCUUCUUCCUUAUAGCCCAGUAACAAAUCACAUUGUUUCUCAGAAACUCUUGAGCAGAGUUGAGGAUUUAGAAGAAAGACCAAUAGAGAGAAUAAGAGCUUCUGUCGAAAAUGAUAACAUCUGUGAAUCCUUUCAUAUCGAAAAAUUUGUUGCUUUCCGUGAAGAAAAUCAGAAUGAGUGUACUUUUGAAGAUGGAGGAGAUAAUCACGUAGAUAAACAUUCAAUUUUGCUGGCGGACGGUUCGAGAACUCCAAGGCGGUCAUCAUUCAUCGGAAGUCGAGAUAACAGUUUGGAAAUUUUUGAAAAGAAAUUUAAGCCAAGUAGAGUCAUCAUCUUAUCGUCUGAUGAUGAGGAUUCUUCAAAGAAACAAGAUUAUUUAGUGCAAACAAUUAAGCAGGAACCUUCAAGCCCAUUAAAAGAACCAAACACCAAAAUAAAAACCAUACGAAGAAUUCGACAUACUGAUAGUACUUUCGGUUGGAGGGUGAGAAAGAAGGUCGCCAAGGAAUAGGAUCGCUUGAAUGAAUAAAAUGGAGAGUGGAAAGAUAUAUUGUGGAAAAGCGCCAUAAGAGGAUAAGAGGAUUUGGUCAUUUUCUGCAAAACGAUUAUGUACUUUAAUUUCGCACUCUUAAUUUAUGACAAAUGUGAAACGUGAAAAAAGAAUUUAACUUCGAUCGCUUAUGUGUAUUUUGAAUAUUUAAAAUAUUAGCGUUCUUUCGGUGUCUUAGAAAGCACUCGAGUCUGUUUAAAUAUAUAAUAUUGCAAUGCAUUAAGCUUUAUAAAAAGCAAUAUUUUCAGUAUCUUACAUAAUACUAAAGACUCAAUCUUUAAUCGCUUUAUAAUUGAGUUUUUGUUAUUUACAAGCAACAAUUACC